Pelodiscus sinensis (Chinese soft-shelled turtle) is the source of this 2997-nucleotide messenger RNA. The record is from RefSeq and is a predicted model, not a curated record. Lineage: Eukaryota; Metazoa; Chordata; Testudines; Trionychidae.
UUGUCUUGUCUUAUUUCCAGGAAAUGAAUGGCAUGCUAAAGAAUAUGCUUUCAGAGUGGUUUUCUACUGGUUUCCUAAACCUAGAGCGAGUCACCUGGCAGUCACCUUGUGAAGUGCUUCAGAAGAUUAGUGACUUUGAAGCAGUGCAUCCUGUCAGAAAUUGGCUUGAUAUGAAACAUCGCGUUGGGUCAUAUAGAAGGUGCUACUUUUUUGCCCACUGUGCAAUCCCCAGGGAACCACUGAUAGUCUUGCAUGUAGCACUAACCAAUGAAAUCUCCAGCAGCGUCCAGGCCAUAGUGAAAGAAGUUCCCCCUCUAGAAACAGAAGAUAUGAACAAAAUUACAACAGCAAUUUUUUAUUCAAUCAGUUUGACUCAUCAGGGACUUCAAGGUGUAGAACUGGGGACUUACCUCAUCAAACGAGUUGUUAAAGAACUGCAGGGGGAAUUUCCUCAGAUCAAAGUGUUUUCUAGUCUGUCACCUAUCCCAGGAUUUACCAAGUGGCUCAUUGGACUUCUUUCUUCACAAACAAAGGAACAAGGAAGAAAUGAAUUGUUUACAGAUGCAGAAUGCCUAGAAAUCUCUAAAAUCACAGGUGACCCUGUUUCUGAAAAGCUAAAGAGACUGUUAACUAACAAUGAAUGGGUGAGAUCGGAAAGAUUGGUCACAGCACUGCAUUUACCAUUUAUGAGGCUUUGUGCAUGGUACCUAUAUGGAGAGAAGCACCGUGGCUAUGCCCUUAAUCCAGUAGCAAACUUUCACCUUCAGAAUGGUGCAGUGAUAUGGCGGAUAAAUUGGAUGGGAGACACUAGCCCACGCGGAAUCACUGCUUCAUGUGGCAUGAUGGUAAACUAUCGCUAUUUCUUAGAGGACACAGCCAGUAACAGUGCAGAAUACCUCGGGACAAAACAUAUCAAAGCUUCAGAACAAGUUCUUUCCUUGGUGUCUCAAUUUCAGCAAAAUAGCAAACUUUAAAUAUUCAAGAAGAAUUUAAGAGUGAACAUUUCUCAUUUGAAUGAAGGGGUAUGAUAUCUUAGGAUAUCCAUAUUUAAAAGGGAAUGUUUAUAAUAAAACAGUGAGCUGUGUUCUUAGUCACAGCAGAAUGCAAAAUUUCACAGUCUGCCCAAAUUAUUAUAACUGUCUUUACUUGCCCUUCCAGAUACUCAAAGCCUGACACACUGUAGUUGAAUUAUUGCCGUGGUUUACAUUCAGAUGGGCUGGAAGUGUGUAUUAAAGGGGCAUGUAAACUCAUCUCAGUAACCUUACUGAGACAGUUGUGACUUGUGUGGUCUGUACUCUGCCCUUGUGAUACCUUAUACUGACCCUGAGAACAACACAGCACAGAAGGAGGGGUUCCGCAGCAUCAAAUAACUAGAUAAAAGUAAUAGAAAUUGUUGUUCAACUAUAUAAGCAGAAUAGCAAUCCGCAGCACUUCUUUACUAAGGUCUUUCUCUCUUUUGUACCUUGUUGUAUUUAUUUUAUUCUUUUGUAUAACCUGUAGUUUUGUCCAUUCUUCAGCUUUUUCAGCGUGCAUUACAAAGUACCAACACUGAAUCAUUGCUGUGAUUGAGCAACAAGGAUACCUUGUGUUUCUAUGACUUUUUCUUAAAACAGUAGGUGUACGUAACUGUAUUUGAAUAUCGCUGUCACUCAAAUUUAUAGUUUAAUAAGUAAAAUCAGUGGCUCUAAAUAAGAGAAGAGAAUCUGUUGCUUAGGACCCAAUUAUGAUGCUCUCGAUAUAUAUUAAAUCUCCAUAAAUAAUAUUGGGCAUUUUAGAAGUUCAUAAGCAUUUUUAAUAAUAAAAAGCCAGGUUUGGUCUGUUAAGAAAUACAUUAAAAUAAAGUAAGUCUUGCUCUAUAAACGUUACAUGAUGUAUCUCUUAAAAUGUACUAUAUUCAGAUUACAGUCACACUUGAUGUUAGUGUCUCCAGUGAAAUGAUAUCACUGCCUUCAAUGCAUCUGAUAGCUGCAGAUUUGGAAUGCAGAAUUUUUGGCUUCUUGGAUGUAUGGUGAAAUUCGGACACAAUUCCUGACAGACUUAACACAAACAUUUUUAUUCCCCCUAUGCAAGCAAAGGUGAAGGGAUGUCAGACUGUCCAGAUGUGCUAUUUUAUUCCAGGAAAAAUGACAAUCAGAAGAAUUAUUUGUGUUCACUAAACAAAGAACUUCCCACCUACUGUGUGGCCUAUUUUAAGUAUCUGCUAAAGAGAUGAAAUGUUCCUUGGCUUCCGCUGAUGGCAGAUUUCUCAGUGUGAUGAUGCAGAAAGGCUGGAUUCACUAUAUACUAUUCCCCUCAGAACAAAGUCAUUUUUAUAGAGCAGCUGGUCUUCACAUUAGUAGUGGCAACUAGCCUAUGCCAUGCUGCUUUCAUUAUGUUUCUAAGAAUGGCUCCAAAAGCCAUCACAUCUAGUCAGCAGGUAUCUCAUAUGUCAACAAAUUAAGGGAAACCCAUGAGUUUUGGUCAGAUGCUAGUUUAAAAAAAUUACUUCCAGCUUCUUGAAGAGGGAAGAAUCUUGUUUUGCCAAAAUUUUUGAAGGAAAAUUAAGUCUCUUUGCUCAACUUGAAUUGUAGUUUUGCAUAUAUGCUGGAGGGCAAUACAGUAUGUGCCAAAAGAUAGCUUUUUCACUGCCUCUGAAUAACUUGGCUCAUUACACUGUUUUUUUGGCUCAUGCACACAGUUUUUAAGACAAGAUCAGUACAUUUUUCAGUUUGCCCCUUCAUUUCCCACUCGUGGAAUUAAGUAUGCAAACUCCUGGAACCUUUUGGCAUGAGUAGUGUCCAUUGGAAACUGUCCUUUGUUUGGCCAGUAAUGGGGAAAGUGCCUCCGCUUAAUCGGUCAGUGGCCUAGAGUAAAUGAAACUGCCAAAUGGGACAAGAAAACAGUUACUUUAAUUUUAAAACUGGUGCACGAGGACUGUGUUUAUUUUAAUACUUGAGAGCAGAUAGACCUCACUGUGUACCAACUCAGUCACGUGAGAGUGAAUGAUGGGCUUGUGCA